Messenger RNA from Colletotrichum lupini, 420 nucleotides. RefSeq lists its product as uncharacterized. The coding region runs from base 1 to 420 and encodes 139 amino acids. Lineage: Eukaryota; Fungi; Ascomycota; Sordariomycetes; Glomerellales; Glomerellaceae. The record is from RefSeq and is a predicted model, not a curated record. The transcript is spliced from 5 exons.
AUGGCAGGCUGGGAGAAACUUGGAAUUCUGACAGCGGCAGGCAAUCAAUCGAAACGCGACGACUCGCCUAGGACCGAAGCAAGACGGGACAUGAGUCGGCGAUGGGGACGCCGUAAUCACUCCACUCUGGCAUUGGCGACGAUGUGGCAUCGAGUUGAGCUGCAAAAUAUUGACUUGGGCGGGUGGCAAUGGCAACAAGACGAAUUCAGGGUCCUUUGGCGGCAAGACAUAGCUGCAGGGAGGCAUUCUGUAAAGUUUGACCUCCUGUAUACUGUAGUAUAUCCGUUCGGGGACGCGAGCCGCUGGUUUCUUCACGCGCGCAACAUCCCAAUGACCUCAAUGAUUUGUCCAAAGUUCGUUGAUAUUGUAUUUCUGGUCAAAGCCUCAAAGGGGGUAGUCUCCGCCAGCAGCAGGAGAUAG